AUGGAAAGAGCAAGCAUUUGCGCAAGGAUUCCAAGGCAAAAGCUGGAGCUCAGCUUAUUUGAAAUGCAGGUUAACAACAAGGAGAACGACUCACGACUCACCAGGGACAUGGGAGUCCAAAGACAGCAAGGUGUGCAGUCCAAUGGCUGGUCCGUUCAUGUCCCAUCUGAUGUUACUGGUGAACUUGGGAAGAUGGUGAUCCUGCCCUGUACUUUCACACACCCCUACAAAACGUUUGACCGGACCCUCACUGCCAUCUGGAGGAUCAAGGAACCUUACAACGGCACCAUAGUUUUCAAGUGCAUUAGUCAGAGCGCUGGCGAGCUCUGUAAGACUGCCAUCAGCUACAAAAACAAAUACAAACUGCCUGGCAACCCCCAGCACAAGGACCUUUCCAUCAGGAUUGACAAUCUGACCUGGAGCGACAGCGAGAGGUACUUCUGCCGGGUGGAGUUGUCUGGAGACAUCCACGACAAGUAUGAAAGCAGAAAUGGGAUAAAGCUGCAUUUGAUUGCUGCCCCCAGGAUCAUCAACAUCACUGUCAGCUCCAACGGGGAUCGCACCUUCCAGGCACGCUGCACCGCCGAGGGGGAGCCAGCACCCGCUCUGACCUGGACUGGACCAUCCUACAGCAACCUCACCUCCAUCACCAGCAUGAACCAUCGUGUCACCAAAGAGCUCCAGUACCUGACCCACGAUGGAAAAUACACCUGUACCGCUGUCAACAGCCACGGGAGAGCAGAGGGGGCUGUGUACUUCUACAAAUACAAAGCAUCCAACAGCUCCUUCUUCCUGAUCCUGAUCUUUGUGCCGCUAGGAAUUAAAGUGCUCAUUUUGCUGGUGAUACUGGGCUUCACUGUUUUCUCGAGAGGAGGUCCCUCCUCCGUCCCAUCCAGCCUGACCCGGCCACAGCUGCAAGAUUCUACCUACGAGAACUUUGACCGCAGACAUGGCGGCAGCCAGACUUUGCCGACAGAAAGAACAGCAUCGAGACGCAGCUGA
Molecule: messenger RNA, 1002 nt
Organism: Charadrius vociferus (killdeer)
Lineage: Eukaryota; Metazoa; Chordata; Aves; Charadriiformes; Charadriidae
Gene: SIGLEC15
Product: sialic acid binding Ig-like lectin 15
Exons: 5
Coding region: 1-1002 (333 amino acids)
Biological process (GO): regulation of actin cytoskeleton organization; regulation of osteoclast development; regulation of bone resorption
Cellular component (GO): plasma membrane
Source: RefSeq, a predicted model, not a curated record